UGAAUCCAGAAGGACGCCGACAACUAAUUUUUCUGUAAUAAGAAUUGAAGUUCGUUUAGCAAUACCACUAUUUAUUGUCUCCUGCUGCCAAAGCAAUGAACACCAUGCAGCACGAGUCAUAUUCCAACGAGACGGAAAAUUCCACAAGGCUAACAAGUCUAUAUAAAGAGACAAAAAAAGUUGAGGUUGCAGUACUGUUCUCUCUUGCGAUGGCCAUCGUUGUUAUCAACAGCUCAGUGUUUUAUCUCUUCUUUAAGAGGAAAACUCUGCGAACCACUUCAAAUUAUCCACUCUUCAGCUUGGCUGUUUGCGACUUCUUCUGUGGUUUUAUAAUCAUUCCACUUUUCGCAUUCCUAGUUUUCACGCCGUUGAUACAACCCAGUGGAUCGAUUAGGUUUUAUCUUGGAUUUGUUUUGACUGUCCUUCAUAACUUUGUGGCCAUUGCUACUGUGUAUCACAUCGUUGUUGUGACAGGAGAGCGUUAUUUGGCAAUCAAGGCUCCAUUUAAACAUCGAGUACUUCACAAGAAAAGCAUUUUGACAGUUUUAAUAAUUGUUUGGCUUUCCUCGCUUGUUGUAUCUUUUCUCCCUUUCACAUGGAUCAGUAAAAUACAUCCAGUACUUAAACCAGAAUCUUCAAGAUACGCACUCUCGUUUUCGAUAUUCUGUAUUGUGUUUGCUUUAAUUUUACCUUACAUCUUCUUGGUCUAUGCAUUCAUUGAUAUGUUCAAAGGUAUCAAUAGAAGAUCGAAGAGUCUACAUCGGAAAAAGGGUGGCGGGGUGCUUAUAAUUCGACGUUCAACAAGCUUACGUAACCGGUCAAGUUCUGAAGGCAAGUCUUUGGCACUCUUCGCCAUGAUGGCGUCUGUAUACCUGAUAUGUUGGUUCCCCUGGUUUGUCUUGUUUUUAUUGCACCAGCUUUCGGCCAUUGACUCUUCUAAAUUGGUUGUACCUUCUCAAGUGUCACUGAUCAUCAGAUAUGCGACAUCUGUAGCCAAUCCAUUACUCUACACCUUCAUGAAAAGGGACUUCUUUCAGGCUUUUAAGUUUGAAUUCAGCAGACUCCGAGGGUCAGCAAUUCCUCUUACCGAUUUACGCGGUCAGCAAACGUCGAGGGAAGUUGGUAGCUCUAUCACAGAAUGUCGGGAGCAUCUUUACGAGAGUGCGUGUUGAACAUCUAUGAAAGUCUAUAUCAAGGAUCCCUUGAAGUUCCUGGAAAUCGUCGUUUCACCGGGAAUCAGUAAAGUUUUGUUUUUGACCAGUAAUUUGAACAGUUUUUUAAUUUGGCAACGGCGGAUGGCGAAGAAAACUGUAUCCAUUUCAUACAACGCUUAGUGGUAUUUCAAUUGUUACUUUCAUUCCGAUCUGCUGGAACUACUGCUACCGUCUUGUAAUGUUAUGACUGCAUCUCGUCGUAAAUGAGGCAUCAGAAAAAAUGCUUCGAAGUCGAGCAGAUUUAAAGCGAGAAAGCUUAAAGGAUAACGAAAGAUCCUAAGGAAACAAAGACACCAGCAAUUACCUCAGGGAUAUAACUAUUGCCAUACUUGCUUAUGAUUACGUAUCUAAUCUUCAAGAGUUGGAUCGUAGGAUUCGCCUUACUACGUUCUCUUCAUUUUCACAACUGAUAAUUCACGCUUUGCCUACUUGCCUAAAACAGUAGGAAAACUGAAAAAUAAUUAGCGAAGGACUGAUAUGAUAGAAAUACGACGAUAUCAAACAGAGAUUCAGUCAUCUUCUGAUGAAGAUUGUCCGCAGCAGACUGCCGUGGAUCAAGAAUCGGUUUUAUCGUCGAUUCGCCAUCUCAAAUUGGAGAAACUAUGUUAAUAUGGUGAUUAGUGGUAAAUGGGAGAUUAAGAUUUUUCAAUCUGAAUAAAAUUGCAUAUCAUG
Messenger RNA from Pocillopora damicornis (cauliflower coral), 1886 nucleotides. RefSeq names its product octopamine receptor beta-2R. Gene Ontology annotation, cellular component: plasma membrane. Gene Ontology annotation, biological process: G protein-coupled receptor signaling pathway. Gene Ontology annotation, molecular function: G protein-coupled receptor activity. The record is from RefSeq and is a predicted model, not a curated record. NCBI's taxonomy places the organism in Eukaryota, Metazoa, Cnidaria, Anthozoa, Scleractinia, Pocilloporidae.